This is a messenger RNA of Thunnus maccoyii (southern bluefin tuna), 1781 nucleotides long. It is a transcript of the gene necab1, whose product is annotated as N-terminal EF-hand calcium binding protein 1. The transcript is spliced from 13 exons. The coding region runs from base 149 to 1189 and encodes 346 amino acids. Gene Ontology annotation, biological process: regulation of amyloid precursor protein biosynthetic process. Lineage: Eukaryota; Metazoa; Chordata; Actinopteri; Scombriformes; Scombridae. Gene Ontology annotation, cellular component: cytoplasm. The record is from RefSeq and is a predicted model, not a curated record. Gene Ontology annotation, molecular function: calcium ion binding.
AUUGUGGCACUUUUAGUUGGGAAGUCGUGUGCUUUAUUGCGGCUGACUUGACAGUGAGUCGCUCUUCUUGACCAGUGACUGUGAUCAGAUAAAAGGUUGAAGCGGACACAUUCCUCUGCUGUUCACUACUGAAGACACAUUUUGGGUGAUGGAUUGUUCAGAGGAGAUGCAGCCUGUGUCCGAGCAGCCCAGCGCUCAAAUGACGCUAAAGAAGGGAAUGUCCAUUUUUAUUGAUAUUUUGCGGAGAGCUGAUAAAAACGAUGAUGGGAAGCUGUCCUUUGAUGAGUUCAAAGCCUACUUCUCUGACGGAGUCUUGACAGCUGAGGAAUUGAAGGAGCUUUUCCACACUAUUGAUACCCACAACACAGACAACGUGGACACUGAUGAACUCUGUGAGUAUUUCUCCCAGCACCUCGGUGAAUAUGAGAAUGUUCUGGCUGCCUUAGAAGACCUGAAUAUGUCCAUACUGAAGGCGAUGGACAAAACAAAGAAGGAAUAUCAGGAGUCCACCCACCUGGAGCAGUUUGUGACCCGUUUCCUGCUGAAGGAGACAACCAAUCAGCUUCAUUCCCUUCAAAGCUCGCUGGAGUGCGCCAUGGAAACCACGGCCGAGCAGACUCGCCAAGAGAAACAAGGCCCUGUGAAGCCAGAGGUUUUGUCCAUCCAGUGGUCGGGUCGUCGCUCCAAUCGGAGGCUUCAGAGGAACAGCAGCCUCUCUCCCAACAACCCACUCCUCAGUCUCGUCAAUUCAGGUGUUUAUGAUGAAGACAGCCAGUGGAUGAUGCAGGUUAACAGACUGCAGAAGCUUAUCGACCGCCUAGAACAAAAGGAGAUCCGUCUGGAGCCCGUUGAAGAGGAGGUCUUGGAGAGCAAAUCGCACAUCCUGAUAGUCCAGAGGCAGCUCUUGGUGCUGGAGGAGGAGCUGGAGGAGUUUCGUUUGGCUCUCAGACAGUACAUGGAGUGUGCCUGCGCCCAGACUGGAUGUCUACACAUCGCAGUUCAGCGGCUGGCGAAUGAAUCACGCUUCAUUCUCUAUGAAUUCUGGGAGCAUAACAACGUGUGGAAGAAUCAUCUGCAGACCAACUACAGCAAGACCUUCCAAAGGGGGAAUGUGGACUUCCUGGAGACUCCUGAGUCCGUAACCACCAUGCUGGUUCCUGCCUCCUGGUGGGUCCUCAACAACAACUGAUCAUCACUGAUGGGUGCAGAGAGGAAACAGUCACCUGUCAACACGUCAGGAAGUCCACAGCAGCGCACACACACACAGACACACUCACAUACACGCAUAUACACUCACUGACUCAACACAACUCGUGAAAUCACGGUGAUUAGUAUCAAUUUUAUGACCUCCAUGUUCCUUCAUAGUGAGGUGGUAGCCAAAAUAGCCCACGUGUGUGUUUGUUUAUGUGUGUGUGUGUGUGCGUGUGUGUGUUUGUUUACACUCCUAGAAGACGCUCUGACGUCCUAAAAGCAAUGACCUCAUCAGACGUUCUGAUGAUCUGACAUCAUCACUGUGUUUGACGUGACAUCAUCUGCAGCCCAAGGUGGUUCAUGAAAGCUGAAGCGUGCAGUGAACGUGCAUGACAACGGCGUUCUGCACGUGUGUGUGUCUGUGUUUGUGUGUGUGUGUGUGAGAGAGAGAGAAAGAGAGAGAUGUAAUUGUAUCAAUCGUAGCAGCUCUGGGAGCUCAUUAAACCAUUAUUCCAUUGUUUCCGUAUUUAAUGUGUCAAAUUGAGAUAAAAAUCUGUUGGUCAUAAAUAAAGACGAUAUAUUGUUGUGUA